CAGUUUCACUUCUGCAGUAAAACAAAGUUCCCCUUUAGUAGUCAGCCAAGAGGGAGAGGGUGAGAAAGUGAAGUUGAUAAGCUGCAACUGUACAUCCUUUCUGUAGAAGACGGCUGUGAAGCCUGGGUCAAGCGAAUCCUGGAUACCCCAGGGUUACAUUAUUCUGUCUCUUCUGUUCUUCCAUCUGCUCUGCAGAGAGAAAAAGAUAUAUCCUCAUCUAGCAAGGGAACAACAAUGGCAAACAAUUCAGAAAACACACAUGGCAUUCUUGUUAUCUAUGAUGAAGAUGCAGAAGAAUGGGCCUUAUAUUUAAAAUCAAUUUUCAAACACAUUGUAUUAGAAGACAGAAUCAUGCUUUACAACCUCAACACCAUGUCCCUGUAUGACCUGGAAUUCCAAUCGCUGUGCUCUUUUGGAUGUAAACUCUUGAUUAUAUCAAGUGAGCUUCUAAAUUGCUUGAAUCUAAUGAAAAGGUAUUUUCUAGAUCAGGUUCUUCAGCCUCCUGAAAAAGUGGUGAUUUUUCUUUGUGGAAUUGAAAAUUCAGCCAAUAUCUAUCAGGGACUGAAUAUAGACACAACCAAUCCGCUGGUUACCACUGAUGAAGACCCUGAAGUUUACCUUACUGUGAUUUCUGGCAUCAUGCAGCAAGGUCUUCCUGAACUCUUGUCUUUGGAUUUAAAAAAUGGCUUGAAUCUUGAAGAUGUGAGUGUGAAAACAGAAAAGACCCUGGAAAACUCAGAAAAGCCAGCAGUCCUAGUGCUGCCAACAAGGAUAUCAUGCGAGAGCCCUGGAGAAAUAUUCAUUCUCUUGCGAGAUGAAGUCCCUGAUGAGUCUGUAGUAAUUGAGUUCAUAACAGAAACGGCAUGGAUCAGGACUGAGCCAAACUUUUGGAAUCAGAAAGUCAGGUAUAUGAAAGCUUUAGAUUUUCCUGCUGGCUUUGUAAAUGUAAAUGUCUACUGUGAGGGUGUUAUUAAAGCUACAACUCAGAUUGAAUACUACACAACAGUUGGGGAGAUUGAAUCAAUGUUUCAGAAAGUGGCUGAUCCAAUAGCCUUUGCUUGUCAGGCUUCCAGGUUUUCUUCAACAGAGAAAGUGGAUAACAUUCUGACAUUUUUAUUGAAAAGUCCAGUUAUUUCUAAUGGUUGCUUUCCACAUAAAGUCCUGGAUCACCACCAACAGACUGACUCACAUUUGGAAGAGCUUCCUACUCUUCUCCACUGUGCAGCAAAAUUUGGGUUAAAGAAGCUUGCUGCUCUUCUCCUUCAAUGUCCUGAGGCAAUCCUAGCUUGUAGCUUAAACAACAAAUAUGGAGAAAAUCCAGCACUUCUUGCCGAAAAGCAUGGCCAUAGGGAGAUUCAGAAGAUCAUUAAAGAACUGUCAAUAAAUGAAGACAAGAAGGAAAAAGAUAGUCCAGAGGAAGAAGUGAAGGAUGAAGAUGACACCUAUGUGAUGAUGAUGAUAAAAUCAAAAUCUCAAUGUAACGAAUUUAGCACAAGAGAACACCCUGAAGCCUGUAGGAAAAUCAAGAACAGAGGCAUGGACAACGAGGCAGAGCAGGAAGAAGAUGAAGGGGAAAGAGGAGUACAGAAAGAAGCACCAACACCAGCAGCAGAAGAAGAAGGAAAUAAAGUUGAGGAAAAGCUUCAUUGCUUGGGUGGUAAUGACGAGAAAUAUAACAGCAUAAUCAACACAGUCUCACAGAUACAUUACAGAGAUUUUAACUACACUGACAGGCCACCAUUACCACCUCGAAUUCAACCUAUUACUACAAAACAGGAUGAGUUCUCCUAUUUGUCUCCAGCAUGGGAAACAGCAGAAGACCAAAGGUUCAUGACAGAAACACGUGGAGAUCAAGAAGAAGACAUGUCUCACAAAGAAGAAGAGGAAGAUCCAUACACUUCCACUCUGUUGGAUGAUGGAGUCUAUGAUAUGAUUCUUGCUAAUGUCAUCAAAGAGCGAAGUAAAGGAAGCAGAUCUUUCAUUAUGAACCGGCCACCAGCACCUGCACCUCGUCCUUCAUCUUUCCCUGUGAAACAGGAGAACACUCCCUAUAUAGCACAAGUUUUUCAGCAAAAGGUGAACAGGACUCCUGUCGAUAACGAGAAGCCAAUCUAUGCUGACGGGAAACCAGGAAGAACUGGACAUGACAAUACCACAUAUACUACUGACAUGCCCAGUGUCCCAUCAGGGCAGGAAGAACUGAUACUAUUGCAGGAGCAGGUGAAGAGGGGAAUAAUUUCUAUGGAUGAAGCUGUGGAGAAGUUCAAAGAAUGGCAAAACCAUAAAAGUGGAUUAAAAGUCAUCCAGAAGGAAAAAAUAUGCCAGCUCAGAGACUCUAUUAUCAGAAAAAGACCAGAGGAGGAAAUCGUGUAUGAUAAGAUCACCACUGUACAUUAUCAACAUGGUUCCAUGAAAAAAGGAAAAGAAAGUGUUGAUGCCAAAGGCUUGGUGUACACCACUCCAUUAAGAAAGCCAACUCUGCUUUGACACCCACCAUGAAAAGAGUGUUGGACCUGACAUUUACCAACAGAGUGCCACUUUUUGUACCUCCUGUGAAACUUUCUCAACUUCUUACACUGAAGAUUCGUCAGUCCACGUCAUCAUGGAAGGAUCAUAGUUUCAGCAAAGUCAGAGGGACAAAGUUGAGCUAUGAAGAUUGGAUAAGCAAUCCUUUUCAUCAGAAGAAACAAGAACAGAUAGAAGCAACAGUCCCUCCUUCUCUUUUCCUUAUUCUAGAAGAUUUGGAGCCCAUUCACAUAGUUCCAUGGUUCCAUUCGAACUGCCCUGAUCACCUCCUACGGAAUCCUGGAUUUGUAGUUUGGCAAGGUACUAAAGGAACUUUCUGGAUGAGCAUUCUUAUAGCAGGUUGUCAUAGCAGUUAAAGUAGAAUCAUAAUGCUAUAAUUGUAUAAUGUGAAAGACUCUUGAUGCAAUUUAACUGGAUCAACACUCUACAAAAGUACUCUCGCACACAAUAUGCUACUUUUAGUCAGGUUUUAUGUUGAAGACUGUUUAUAAUUAUUGGAGACUUGUACAGAAAUUCAGAGAGCUGGAGUUUGAAAAGUUACCUGUUUGGACUACAACUCCCAGUAUCCUCCUGGAAAUCAGUGGCUCUGUUUCUGGAGAAUUCUGAGAGUUAUAGUCCUAAAGAAGAGUAAACAGGAAUCUGGAAAAUUCAACUUGUUGAGACUUUUGAUCCAAAAAAAGAAACUUAUGCUAUACAAGAAUAAUUAAUUCAGCUUUUGGUUACCUAAGGCCUCAUCUACAUUGCCAUAUAAUCCAGUUUCUGAACCCAGAUUAUCUUCUUUGAACUGGAUUAUAUGGAAGUAUAGACUCCAGUUCAAAGCAGAUAAUCUGGAUUUAGAAACUGGAUUCUAUGAAAAUGGAGAUCCAGCCUUAAAUGAUGCUUCUGCAUUCCAUGUGAUUGCAUGUCUUCUAUCACAUCCUACAAUCUUUUGAAAGUUUUUGCUUGUAUUGGAUCAUCCAGCAAAUAGGGCUGAUAAGAGUUGCAGUCCAGCAAUAUCUGGAUGACCACGAAUUGCUCACCCCUGUUUUAGUUUGAGAGGAAUAAAGAUGCAUUUGGAGAAAUGUUUGUGUUACAGAAUAACAUGCUGAUUUUUUCUGAUUUAUGUUUAUUCUUCAAUUAUUUGAAAUAAACUGUGUAUAUUAA
This is a messenger RNA of Anolis carolinensis (green anole), 3669 nucleotides long. It is a transcript of the gene bank1, whose product is annotated as B cell scaffold protein with ankyrin repeats 1. NCBI's taxonomy places the organism in Eukaryota, Metazoa, Chordata, Lepidosauria, Squamata, Anolidae. The transcript is spliced from 17 exons. Gene Ontology annotation, biological process: negative regulation of B cell activation; negative regulation of phosphatidylinositol 3-kinase/protein kinase B signal transduction; B cell activation. The record is from RefSeq and is a predicted model, not a curated record. Gene Ontology annotation, molecular function: protein tyrosine kinase binding; signaling receptor binding. The coding region runs from base 235 to 2487 and encodes 750 amino acids.